CACGUGUCCCAUAGAAGACAGUAGAGGAAUAUACUGCUAUUCCAGAUCUCCCCACCUUGAGGACUUCAUAUCCCAGGCUGGAUGAAGCAUUCUCCGUGGACCCUGCCGUCACACAUCCUGACCCACAGCAAGUUGAUGAGCAUGAUGAGCAGAUGUUUUCUAUUUAGUGAUAUAUGACAACACCGGCCUUAUGAGAUUUGGGUCAGCUUCUGACGUUGAGCUCAGACAGAGCACAGAGUACUCCACCACAGUGGUUUCCUUCAUGUCAGGCCACAGUCAGCCAGCAGGUUGGGCAGCAAGCAACAGCAAUGACAAUAACGUACUCCCGCCGGGUUGCUGAUGCAGGUCUGGGAACCUUCUUUCACCUGCUCCUUCGAUGGAGGGGUAGCAUCUACAAACUCCUCUACAGAGAACUGGUCAUCUUCACUCUACUGUACUACUUCUUCAGUAUUCUUUAUAGGUUUGUGUUGAAUGACACCCAGAAGAGGCUGUUUGAGAAGCUGUCCAUAUACUGUGACCGCUAUGCAGAGCUCAUCCCCGUGUCGUUUGUGCUGGGUUUCUAUGUCACCUUGGUCGUGUCUCGUUGGUGGGGCCAGUUUGAGAAUGUACCCUGGCCGGACCGCCUGGCAGCAUUAGUGGGUGGUCAUGUUCGUGGAGCUGACGAGGCCUCCAGGCUGACCCGGCGAACUCUGAUGCGAUACGCCAACCUGUCUGGCAUACUUAUCUACCGCUCAGUCAGCACAGCUGUCUACAAAAGGUUUCCCACCAUGGAGCACCUGGUGCAGGCAGGUUUGAUGACAUCAGAGGAGUUGAGGCACUUGGAGGACUUGCCCUCUCCUCAUAACAAGUUCUGGGUACCCUGCAUGUGGUUUGUCAGUCUGGCUCUGAGAGCCCGCAUGGAGGGUCGCAUCAAUAACGACGUGGCACUCUCAGUCAUUCUCACUGAAUUGAAUAGUUUGCGGGCAAGGUGUAUGAAGCUGUAUGGUUAUGACUGGAUCAGUCUCCCUCUUGUCUAUACUCAGGUGGCAACAGUGGCAGUCUACAGCUUCUUCCUGGCUUGUUUGAUUGGUCGCCAGUUCUUGGAUCCAGCUCAGGGCUACCCUGGUCAUGAUCUGGACUUCUACCUGCCUGUGUUCACCCUGUUGCAGUUUUUCUUCUAUGUUGGUUGGCUGAAGGUAGCUGAGCAACUCAUAAAUCCCUUUGGCGAAGAUGACGAUGACUUUGAAACGAACUGGCUUGUUGAUCGCAAUUUGCAGGUGUCCUUGUUGUCUGUGGAUGAGAUGUAUGACAGCCUGCCCUUGGUUGAGAAGGAUAUGUACUGGAAUCAGUCUGAACCUCAGCCUCCCUACACUGCUGCCAGCGCUGAACAUCGUAAGCCCUCCUUCAUGGGCUCAGCACUGGAUAUCAGUGUUCCUAAGGAGGAGAUGGAGUUUCAGUCAAACCUUGAGCAGAUCAAAGAAAAUGAGGAAGCCAACUACUCCACACCGUUGCUUGGAGGACUGGGUCGUCUUCUUGGUGUCCAGUCCCCAAACUUUCCUCGUUCCUCCAGAGUCUCUCUGCUACGCCGCCGCCCUGGAGCUCCACUAAGCCGCUUCCCUCUUUACCUACACUCAGAGGGUCCAUCAAGUCUGAGUCAAGCCUGCCAGCCUUUGAACCAGGAGCAGGAUCCAGACUAUGCCUUCUCCACCACUCCCUUGUAUGAGAGGCCAGGUUUCUACAGCUGCCCACAAACACCCAUCCACUGCGUGCCUCCUGCGGUGCCUCGUCCUCGCCCCCACCGAAAAACCCAAAAUGAGUGGAAUCGCAGCUGCAGCUCCCUCGCACCUCCAAUGGUGGGAUCACCGCUGCCGCCCCCUGACACCCCCAACCACGUACCCCCACCACCGUCCUCUGCUUUCCCCUGGCUGAGUCAGGAUGGUGAAAUGCAUAGUUCUCCUACAUUCUCCUUCCCUGAUCCUCCACCUGAACUCUGCCCGAUAUCUAAACUCAGACCAGGACACGGCCUGCUGUCUCGCCGCCCUCCACCUCCUCACCUUACUCUGGACAACCUCCCCUCAGCUGACAGCCAGCCCGGACCCCCAAGUGCUCAGGUGACAGGAAGUGGAGGAGAAAGGGUAUUCUCAUUCACUCCUCCCUCCUACACAUCCACAGCAAAUUCUAUUAAUCCCAACAACAGCUCUAGCAGCAUUAAUGCAACAAGCACUAACAGCGCAGGCACACCAGGAAACCUAUGCAACGGUACAAGUCAGUAGUUUUAGCAACCAUG
Messenger RNA from Monopterus albus (swamp eel), 2266 nucleotides. RefSeq names its product bestrophin 1 (gene best1). Lineage: Eukaryota; Metazoa; Chordata; Actinopteri; Synbranchiformes; Synbranchidae. Gene Ontology annotation, molecular function: chloride channel activity. The record is from RefSeq and is a predicted model, not a curated record. Bases 309 to 2252 code for a protein of 647 amino acids. The transcript is spliced from 11 exons.